Messenger RNA from Haliotis rubra (blacklip abalone), 3585 nucleotides. RefSeq names its product organic cation transporter protein-like. The transcript has 11 exons. Gene Ontology annotation, biological process: transmembrane transport. The coding region runs from base 217 to 1971 and encodes 584 amino acids. Gene Ontology annotation, cellular component: membrane. Gene Ontology annotation, molecular function: transmembrane transporter activity. The record is from RefSeq and is a predicted model, not a curated record. Lineage: Eukaryota; Metazoa; Mollusca; Gastropoda; Lepetellida; Haliotidae.
UGACAUAGAAAACUGGCCUGGUCACACAAUAAACCUUUAAAACACAAGUAAGUCUGGAAACACCGGAACAACUCAGUGUGGCAUGCACAUUGAAACUAUCAGCAUCAGCACGCGGUAUACAUGGGAAUCCGGAAUUUCUCCUACAUACGAAGCCACCGAGCAAGUGAACACACGUUGCGUGUUUCGGCAAGGAGGAUAAUGAACCCUGAAACCACAAUGUCCAGAAGGAUGAACUUUGACGACGUGUUGAGACAACUGGGGGAGUUUGGCCCGUACCAGAAAUGGCUGUAUAUACUUCUGUGUCUACCAGCAAUACCCGGGUCUAUCCAAGUCAUACAGGCAGUUAUCUUUUUGUUUGCCGUUCCUGAACACAGGUGCGCUAUUCCGGGACUUGCAAAUGACACCUACGAAAUUCAGAAUGACUUUCACGAACAACUCAUAAACCGCUCCAUUCCCAUGACAUCAGCUUACUAUGGCGAUGAGAAGUAUUCUCGCUGCCAACUGUAUCUACAAACCAAUACCUCCAAUAUCUGGCCUUCUACAAGUAAUAUCACAGAGCCUUGUAAUGCCUGGGUGUACGACCAAUCACAGUUCAUAUCCACGAUUUCAGAGACGCUGGAUUUUGUCUGCGAGAAGAGGUCCUACGUGAGUCAUGCCAAGAUGCUUGGUAUGUUUGGGCAUCUGGUCGGCGCUGUGAUUAAUGGUCCAUUGUCAGACAUGUUUGGAAGACGACCGGUUAUAAUCUCUAACAUGUUCAUCCUGGUGCUGCUCAGCAUCUGUCUGGUGUGGUCCAACUCAGUCCCUGUGAUCUUCAUCCUUGAUUUAAUCAUUCACUGUUGCUCCCUGGGACAGUACCUCGUUUGCUUCGUAUUUGGAAUGGAAAUAGUGGGUCCGUCUAAGCGUAUGUGGGCAGGAGUUGCCAUGAACCUCUUCUGGAGCGCGGGGAACAUGGUGUCAGCUCUUACAGCCUAUCUCUUCCGGGACUGGAAGACUCGACAGCUGAUUGUCAGCAUCCCGGCAAUUCUCUUUGUGUAUUUGUAUUUUAUCCCAGAGUCUCCAAGGUGGCUUCUUAAACAUGGAAAGAGGGAAGAGGCUAAAACCAUAAUGGCAAGUAUGUCAAAGAAGAAUAAAGUUAAACUAGAUCCAGAUAUUCUUGAUGAGGUCGAUAUCGAAAAGGAAGAGGUACAACAAGAACCAUUCUGGAAUCUCUUGAAGUCAUCAGUGAUGAUGCGGCGAAUGAUCAUCAUCUGCUAUAACUGGUUUGCAGUUGGAAUGGGUUUCUACGGCCUCAGCAUGAACGUCAACAACCUCGCUGGUAGCAUCUACCUCAACUUCUUCUUGUUCAUCACCGUAGAGGCUGCUGCAUAUGUGUCCUGCUUUUUCCUAAUGGAUCGUAUUGGCCGCAAGUUGUUGCUGUGUAUAUCGAUGGCACUUACAGGGGCAGCAUGCAUUCUGCCUUUGGUCCCAGUCCUGGUUUCGGAUACACCUGAGAAAUGGGCCAUCAAUAUCCUCGCUAUCAUCGGAAACACGUGUGCCUCUGCUGCCAUGUGUAGCGUCUACACCUUCACAGCUGAACUCAUGCCGACCACGUCAAGGACAUUUGGCAUGUCAAUUAGUUCUGUGUGCUGUAGAGUCGGAAGUCUACUCUCUCCAUAUAUUGUUGACCUGACACUGCAUGUAUCAGGGCGGUUUGGUCAGAUUCUCCCAAUGCUGAUAUUCGGGGGUAUCACAAUCCUGGCGGCACUUCUGGCUCUGCUCCUCCCGGAAACGCUGAAUAAGAGGCUACCGGAAACCAUCAAGGAAGCUGAGAUGCUCGGGACGAGCGCGUACGACAAAGAUGUCACAGGCACAUCUCCAGUUGAACUAAUUCCACUUGGAUCUGAGGAGAAAGAUGGCCAAGCUGAAAAUACAUACAUAAGAAAUGACGUACAUGGAAAAGAUCCAGUUUCAAAAGAUGGUUUGCUUGCGUGAAGAGAAAACAUAGCUGUAUAUAGAACAGUAUAAGCUUCAUCUGUUUGUCAAUGUCGUUAUACGUUUAUGGAACGUAUGAUAUCUGAAUCUGUGAGUGGAACGCAGAAUCUGUGUGUAUAAUUGUUUCCUGCACUUAGGGAACUCAGAUGGCAGCCUCUUAAUUUCUUUCACUUCACCGGGCAAUCCUUCAAUGCCCUUUGCUACAGCAAAUAGAUUCAAGCAUCAGGUGCACACAUUACAAUGAAACGAGGUUGCUUGAGCUUCAUCUUCUGAAGAAAACGAUUCGUGUGAACGUUUUUUUAAGUGGGGGUGCUAUGGUAGAAAAAUAUGAUUCACCCUCCUAGCUCCCCACCCACCGUGGAGCGUCAGCAAGGACGACCCCUCAUGCUUUCUGGGUCUCCAACAAUCGACACCAGGGAUACCAGGAGGAUAUACUCGACCAGGAAAAUAUCUCGAAAAGAUAAGUCCUACCGGAUUGCCCCAUGAACAACCGCCUUCUGGCAUAGGACUAUCGGCACGUUAACAAUUCAAUAAUUAUGUUUUCAACAAACAUUUCCAUGGCUUGGUGUGACCAGCUGUUUGAUAGGACUGGGCCCAUUCUCAGGUCAAGCUCGACGUGGUGUAUUGAGCAAAGGACAGGAACCAGUGCACUCAACCACCAGAAUCCCGUCCUCCACCGACAGCCAUCAGGUUGCCCAUUUCGGUCGCCUUGUACGACCAUAAAUGGGCUGGUGACCACCUAUUGUACCCCGGGUCAACACGGGGAAAGAGCUAUUAGCGUUACCCAGCACUUACCACGAGGAAUGUGCUCUUCACGAUUUCCUAUUUACCAAAGAAAAUGGCUUCAGGAAUUGUUUACAAACAACAUAGUAUAGCUGUAAUAAUGCUGAAAUAUAAAUAUACUCAUGAUAUAGUCACAAUUGUACAAUCGACUGGCUUUUAUUAACUUUUCACACACACACGCACAUAGAUGUCGCUAUGAAAGUGGAAUAAUUUUAUACAUUAAGACGUUAAACAUCAUUGCACUUCACCUCCCUUUAUAGCCAAAUAUUUGUGAAUCGUACAUUAACAUUGGUUGUUUAAUCGGAUCAAGAUACACACCCCAUCCAUGGCUCACACAGAGUUAUAAUAUUCAAUAUAUUUCUACACAAAAUGUAGCUUGGCAAACCAUCAAUGCUAGUUAUAUGUAUGUUAAUAAAUUAUGCUUUUAAAGGUCAGGUAGUACGGAAUAAUACAUAAUAAUUGUUCUUUAUUUGGUAUUUUUCAUUCUUGGAAUAAAAUGAAUCAUGUCUCUGUGUGAUGUACAUACUGAACGUGUUUUAUCAGCAACAGCUGUGAUUAUUCCUUUUUUUCUCUUACAUUUGAACGUGUAUAUCAAGAAGACACACACACAUACGAAUAAGAAUCACCAACAACUGUGAACAUUCCCUGUCGAGUUUCAGUCCACAGUUUGACCUGUGAGCAUACAGUGACAGUUAUUCUGGGAAUGAGUUGAUGCCUUCCGCCAUCAGAUGUGAGUAAUUAUUAAUGUAUAGCAUCCAUUGCAUUCUGUAUUGUAAGACUUUGUUUAUGAGACUGGGUUUUGUUUCAUAAUAAAGCAGGCUGGACAUUCGA